AUGGCCACUACUGCCCGUCAGACCAAGGGGCCCAGGAAAGGUGCCCCGGAGCCAGCGAAUGCUCGCCGUGCUUCUGCGUGGGGGGCGGGCGCUCGCGCUUCCCCCACUUUCUCUCCAGCAAAUGCCCCAGGUCCUCGUCAGCAACAGUCUGCCCAGGCUUCCGCUCAGCAGUCUCCUGCACCCGCCCCAAGCAACAAUGCACCUACACUACCGGCCAGCUUUCCACCUCUAGCUCAAAACCAAUCUCAAUCUCAGGCCACCCAGCCCAGGUCAGAUAACACUCCUACUUCCCCGCGUGACCGUGUUCUCCAGGCGCUUUCUGGUUUGACCGGGACUACUAUCACCCUCGUUACCAAGAAUGCCCAGCGAUUUGAGGGCGUCAUCUCCUCUACUUCAGCCGAAGGAAAUACCAAUGGCGUUACACUUAAAGAUGUUAAAGACGUUAACAAUCCAGGAGCACCUCUCAAGGAUACGCUCUUCAUUGCUUCUACCGACAUCGACACAUACACAUCUGGCCCAGCGGAUGCACGUCCUACCAACGGAGAUACUUUCCGCACAGAUACAGAUAUCAGUCAAAAGAAAGUUCCAACAGGGAGGCCUGAGCGUGAGCUUCAAGCGUGGGUACCCAGUGGUGAACCCACUCACUCCGCACUGGGCGACGAUGACACGUUUGGGCCAUCGGCCAACGGUGCUACAUCUUGGGACCAAUUCUCUGCCAACGAGCAGCUUUUCGGUGUCAAGGCUAGCUUUGAUGAGGAUGUGUAUACUACCAAACUCGACCGCAGUGCACCAGACUUUAAAGAACGCGAAAGGAAGGCCCAGAAGAUCGCCAACGAAAUUAUUGGAGCUGCUACGAACAACCCUCACAUCGCCGAGGAGCGCGGAAUUGUUGACGAUUCUGGUAUUAACGAGGAAGACAAAUACGGUGCUGUUGUAAGAGGCCAAAAUGCCUAUGUCCCGCCAGGCGCUCGUGCCAAGGGUGCUGUCUCCUUUAUUGCCCCUGCCGCUCCUCCUCAAACAGAGGCUAAGGCGGAGAUCCCAAAAGUCUCUGUCAAUGGCCCCGAUGGAACAUCCAUCACGAAUGCGCAAGCUCCCUCGCCGCCAUCGUCCAAGGCGGCAUCACCAGCGCCUGCUGGUGCUACCAAGCCCCCAGCGGAUCCGAUUCCCGCUUUCCGUGAUUUCGUGAAGGACGAAAAGCACAGGUUGAACCAAAAGCGCCAGGCACUUGUCAAGAGCGAAAUGGACAAACGAAUGGCAGAGUUGGUCAAGUUCAGUCAGAGCUUCAAGCUCAACAAACCUAUUCCCGAUGACCUGGUACCCAUCUUAGCCAAAGAUGAGGAGAAGCAAAAGGCAAUCAAGGAAAAGGCCAAGGCAGAUGCUGCAUCUGCCCAAGCCCGCGCCAUUGGCCCAUCUACACCUGCUACAGCAUCAAGAGGUUUCGCUGUCGCCGGCGUAAAGAUCUCUGAUAGGAAACCAGUUUCCCAGGCUCUUGCUGGCAAAGGAGGCGCCGCUGGGGGCCUUAAUGGUGCCAGUUCGAAUGCCUCGUCGGCCAACAUUGCCGCGCAAAAGGUCGUCUCGAGUGGACAGACCGUUGCGUCGGCCUCGACCUCGGCGGCUGCUACACCAGCCCCUGCUAAAGUUGCCUCGUCUUCGACAGGGACCAAGAAGAUCAACAUGGUUAUUCAGAGCAUUCCUCCGUUCAAGGGUGGGCCAAAAGCAAAGGCUGCCGCCCCAGGCGCCAGUCCAGCGAACGGCACCGCCACUGUGGCCAGUCCCGCGCCCAACGCUCCCGCCGCCGCCAAAGCCGGUCCAUCUCCCACCCUCAAUACCAACAUGCCCAAAGGCCCGAAUGCGGCCAUGUCUCCGCUCUCGCCCAACACCGCGGCAAGACUGAACGUGAACGCGUCGUCGUUCCGCCCCAACCCCAAGGCAAAUGCCUUCAAUCCUGUCGCUGCUCCAGCGAAGAAUGGUCCUGGAGCAAAUGGAGCGCCCAGUGCCAAUGCUAGUGGUGCCAGCGGUACUCCCAAUUCGUCCAAGUCCAAGUCGGAUUCGGCGCCUGCUACUCCCAAUCCCUUCUUUGGAACUCGGAUUAUCAAGAAAAGUACACCUGUACAUGUCAAGGAUGAUUUCAACCCCUUCAAGCACAACAAAGUCGUCGACGCGGCUCAAGUUUCGGCGUUGUGGCCAUAUAGCGGCAAACGUUACAUGCAAAUGUUCCCUGCCCCUCAGCAUCCACCCAACCCACAUCCCGGCCAUAUGGUCCCUCCCAUGCCACCCCCGAUGCCCCCGCCAUCCUACGAGGACUCGGCAGCGCAGCAGGACGCGACGCAGCAGCAUCGCUAUGUUUACGCGUAUCCUCCUUAUGGUUAUGCCCCUCAACAUAUGAUGCCCGGAAUGGCCCCUCCUGGACCCCCAGGUGCAUACAUGCCAGGGCCCUAUAUGCAACCGAUACCUUACGCUCCAGGGAUGCCUCCUCCGAGUGCAAUGUACUCUCCUGCUAUGGGGCAAAUGCCGCCACCCGGAGCUUACAUGCAACCACCUCCACCGGGCGCGUACCCGCCCCCACCCAACGGUGCUGGGCCACGGCCGUCGAUGCCGCCGACUCCAAUUCCCUCGCACGCUCAUCCAUACUACCACCAGAGCCCGCAAUUGCAACACGCUUAUCCCAUGAUGAUGCCGCCACCCAAUAUGCCACCCCAUGGCUACGAGGGCGGUCCCGCUCCGCCCGUCCCCAUGGGAGGACACGCUUAA
Psilocybe cubensis is the source of this 2751-nucleotide messenger RNA. RefSeq lists its product as uncharacterized. The record is from RefSeq and is a predicted model, not a curated record. The transcript is spliced from 15 exons. The coding region runs from base 1 to 2751 and encodes 916 amino acids. Gene Ontology annotation, cellular component: cytoplasmic stress granule. Gene Ontology annotation, molecular function: RNA binding. NCBI's taxonomy places the organism in Eukaryota, Fungi, Basidiomycota, Agaricomycetes, Agaricales, Agrocybaceae. Gene Ontology annotation, biological process: cytoplasmic stress granule assembly.